AUGCCGGUGUCUGUUUUUUUAAGGAGCUUUGUGGUUUUAGUGGCCGUCCACGGAUGCAGUGGAUCUACCCAGGCUGCCCACCAGGCGCCCUUGCACAUCGGCGGUCUCUUCCCGCUGUCAGAGAAGGACGGCUGGAGCCGAUUUUUCGGCCACAGCGCCCUGGUCGGUGCCAAGCGAGCGAUUGAGGAUAUCAACAAGAGGAAUGAUGUGUUGCCGAACUACACCUUGGUCCUGCAUGUUGCCGACACAGAGGGAAGCAUGCCAGUGGCCUUGAAUAAGUUCUACGAGUUCACCUACAAGCCGCCGGUCAAAGUGGCCAUUUUCGGCCCGAUGCUGUCUUCACUGACCGAAGUGGUCGCCGAGGUGAUCGGCAAAUGGAACAUCGUGGAGAUGUCCCCGGCGGCAUCGUCUCCCGUGCUGAGUGAGAGAGAGAGGUAUCCCCACAUCUACCGCAUGAUCACCUCAGCGGCCGGCUUCUCCUCGGCCGAGUUCCGCAUGUGCCGGCUCUUCGGGUGGGACAAGAUCGCGACCCUGCACGAGACAACGGAGCCGCAUGUUGGGGCAAUAAACGAACUCCAGCGGUUGGCUUCUGAGAGCAACUUGUCUAUCAUUGCAGCUGAGAGCUUCUACAAGGACCCGUUCGAGGCUAUGGAACGACUCAAGCGCAAAGAUGUCCGCAUAAUCGUGGCGAGCUUCUACGAAAGAAUGGCUCGGAAGGUUUUCUGCAGUAUAUUCAAGUUGGGCAUGUACGGCCCAAACUACGUCUGGAUGAUCCCCGGUUACUAUAGCAACGGUUGGUGGAUGACGACUGAGGAAGGCUUGGAUUGCACUCCGGACGAACUCAAGAGGGCGACAGAGGGAUACCUGACCAUCGCCUACAGCAAGUACGGGAGGAGCGACCACCCUGGCAUCGGAGGAAGGCACUUCAACAUCUGA
This is a messenger RNA of Acanthaster planci (crown-of-thorns starfish), 936 nucleotides long. RefSeq names its product gamma-aminobutyric acid type B receptor subunit 2-like. The record is from RefSeq and is a predicted model, not a curated record. Gene Ontology annotation, molecular function: G protein-coupled GABA receptor activity. Gene Ontology annotation, biological process: G protein-coupled receptor signaling pathway; gamma-aminobutyric acid signaling pathway. Lineage: Eukaryota; Metazoa; Echinodermata; Asteroidea; Valvatida; Acanthasteridae. Gene Ontology annotation, cellular component: membrane; G protein-coupled receptor heterodimeric complex.